UCUCGCGAGAGUUAGUGCCAUCGGAGAAUGAGGAGCGCCUGAGCGGCGCUGCUCCAAGUUGUUGUUGUUGUUCUGGAGGAGGAGGGGAAUAUCUCGAAAUAGCUUCUCCUGUCCCGGAUUCCAGAGCCAGCUUUCCCAGGACACGGAACACCGCUCUGCCAUGGCUACUCCCGCACCCAUCAAAGGGAUUUUAAAAAACAGAAACUCGGUCCCUUCCCAGCAAAACUCGGCGUUGGAUCUGUGUCCCGACGAGGAGGAGGAGUACAAUAAAAAGUCUCAAAAAUGGGAUGAAAUGAACAUUCUUGCCACUUAUCAUCCAGAAGGGAAGGACUAUGGACUAAUGAAAAUCGAUGAACCUAGUACGCCAUACAACAGGAUGAUAGUAGGUGAUGAUGAUGAAUCUGCAAUGAGUGACUCUGAAUCAAAUGUAAAUAUUACCGCAGAAAUACUAGCAAAAAAACUUACAGCAGCUGAGGGAGUUAAUCCUAAAAUCUUUGAGCCAAAGGAAGAAAGCAGUGAUGAGGAGGAAGAGCUAACUCCAGAAGAACAAGAAAACAAGAAGCAGUUUGAGAUGAAGAGAAAAAUGCAUUACAACGAAGGCAUGAAUAUCAAAUUAGCAAGGCAGUUAAUUGCCAAGGAGCUAGAUGAAGAAGAAGAAGAAGAAGAUGGCAUGAAAGGAGCUGAUGACCGAGAAAAGGACUUUGAAGAUGAUACAGAUGAAGACCUUUCUGAAAGUGAGGACAUUGAUUCAUAGAACAGAGCCAUGUUUUAAAUCUGGCCCAAAAAUAUCCAAGCUAGCAGCAAUUACCAUGAAGGGUUUUAAUUUAUUCAAACACUGGGGUGUUUCAAUUACAAUCUCCCUUACAUUCAGAGAAGUCUCGUUCUACCUGUGCACUCAGAAUUUUGCAGUUGGUGUGUUUCUGCAGUAAUGUAAAUAAAAAUCCUCAAGAGGUGGGCAGGAUUUGUCUGUCUACCUGUUUUUGUUUGUGCUUGCACUGCGGUUGGAUCACUGAAAGAACUUGUUUCCUGAAAACCACAGUAGCAUAGAAUUCAUGCAGUAAUAUGUAGCACAGAACACUUUUUCCAGCAGCUCUCAGCCCAAUAAUCAGCCUGUAAUACAUUCAUAUCUGUGUAAUGCUAUGUGCACAUGUUCAAUUCACAUUGAUACACUUUUGCAGGUUUGUUGCAGAGUACUUUUCUUCCACGUUUUGCAUCAGGUAACCAGUUCCGGUUCAUAUUUUUAUAUUUGAGGAUUUUGUACUUUUGUUUUCUGUGGGGCUUACAUUUGGAAAAUGCUCAAAAUGAAAGUACUGAUAACUGGCCAACAGAAUGCAAUAUUUUGUCUUUGAAACUUUGAGAACACUUUAAUGCUGCUGAUGGUAUAAGUUAAUAAUUUGUACUUGUGUUGAUGUUAAUAGAAUUCACUUAAAGAUACUGAUAACGGUUUUUGAAUGCUCAAAAUCUAAUCAAAUACCAAGUGUAAAAAUGUUUACUAAGUGCCACCAUUGUCAAGGCAUAUCUAAACUUUAUUUUGGGUAGUGGAUUAAAAUGCGAAUGAAGUUGCGUGUGUUUGGUGUAAUGUACAGUUUUAUGUAGGGCAAUGAAAGGGAUAAUGACUCUUCAUACUUUUGAUUCAAAUAGUAGUAUUGUUUUUUUGAAAAUGUUUAUGCUUCUCAAAGUUUGUAUUUUAAUCCUUGAAAUUCUUUGUGACCUGUAGAUUUGAAAGGCACAUCAUUGAUAAACCCAUUGUAAUGCAAACCAUUUGUAUAAUUCAAAAUAGAUUAUAUAAUCCCAUUGUCCAAAGCGUAGAUUUCUCUGGAAUAUUUUGUCUGUGGUUUUCGAUGGAACUUUUUGAGAUGAAUUUAUUUUACAGAUAUGCACACUCCCUGAACAUCUAUUUUCACUGUUUAACAAAUUACAGUUGUCCUGCAGUAUUUCAUGUAAUUAUCAAAUCUGUACUCUGUUAUAAUUCUAGACUUGAUAGCAUUGGUUCCUAUGAUCUUCACCCAGUAUUGUAUUCAUUUCAGUAUAAGAAAACUCUACUAUUGUGUGAAUAGCAAUAUAAAAUA
Hemiscyllium ocellatum (epaulette shark) is the source of this 2069-nucleotide messenger RNA. RefSeq names its product protein phosphatase 1, regulatory (inhibitor) subunit 2 (gene ppp1r2). Bases 161 to 754 code for a protein of 197 amino acids. Gene Ontology annotation, molecular function: protein phosphatase inhibitor activity. Lineage: Eukaryota; Metazoa; Chordata; Chondrichthyes; Orectolobiformes; Hemiscylliidae. The record is from RefSeq and is a predicted model, not a curated record. Gene Ontology annotation, biological process: regulation of signal transduction. The transcript has 6 exons.